Messenger RNA from Lathyrus sativus (Indian pea), 1446 nucleotides. The record is from the annotation of a GenBank genome assembly. NCBI's taxonomy places the organism in Eukaryota, Viridiplantae, Streptophyta, Magnoliopsida, Fabales, Fabaceae.
AUGAUGAGGGUUGUGCAUAGAUCAAAAAGAAGGGACAUGAAAUGGUUAAUUCCCGGAAGAUCUAGGGUUCUGAUAAUUUCUUUUCUUCUUCUUCUUUCAGCUUAUCUUACUUCUUCUCAGCAACACACCGACCAAAAAACAACACCAGCUUCAACUUCAAGAAAUGAAACCAAAGGAGUUGAUGCUAAUCAUCAUGCUAAAGUAUUUUAUAAACACACUUGGCCGGUGAUGAAAUUUGGGUGGAGAAUAGUAGUUGGUACCAUAAUUGGAUUUCUAGGAUCAUCAUUUGGAACUGUGGGAGGUGUUGGUGGAGGUGGCAUAUUUGUUCCCAUGCUUACUCUUAUUAUUGGAUUCGAUGCAAAAUCAGCCACAGCAAUAUCAAAAUUUAUGAUUACUGGAGGAGCAGGAGCAACAGUUUUAUACAACUUGAAGAAAAGACACCCAACACUUGACUUACCUGUGAUAGACUAUGAUCUAGCACUUCUUUUCCAACCAAUGUUAAUGCUUGGCAUCAGUCUUGGUGUUGCCUUCAAUGUCAUUUUUCCUGACUGGAUGAUAACAACUUUACUAAUCAUAUUCUUCACUGGCAUUUCGAUUAACGCUUUCUUAAAAGGUGUUAACACAUGGAAAAAAGAAACACUUACUAAGAAGGAAGCUAGAGAAUCAGAUGAUAGAAGGAUAGAGGAUUCUGCACUUGAUCUUCAAGUAGGAGAAUCAGUCAAUGAAAGUGAAACCAAUACCAAUGUACCAAGAAAAAAGGUUUCUGUUAUUGAGAAUGUUUAUUGGAAGGAACUUGGACUUCUUUUCGCUGUCUGGAUCAUAAUACUUGCAUUACAGAUAGGAAAAAAUUAUACAAGAACUUGCUCGGUGGCGUAUUGGAUAUUGAAUCUGGUUCAGGUACCUAUAACUGUAGGAGUGAGUUCAUAUGAGGCAGUGCUUUUAUACAAAGGGAAAAGAGUUAUAGCUUCCAAGGGAGAUGAACAGACAAAUUGGAGUGUGAAGCAAUUGAUUAUGUACUGUUCAUGUGGCAUUAUUGCUGGCAUAGUUGGUGGCUUGCUUGGUCUUGGUGGAGGAUUUAUCUUAGGGCCACUUUUCAUUGGACUAGGAAUCCCUCCUCAGGUGUCAAGUGCUACAUCCACUUUUGCAAUGACAUUUUCUGCUUCUAUGUCUGUGGUGGAAUAUUACCUUCUCAAACGUUUUCCUAUUUCAUAUGCUCUUUACUUUGUGGCUGUAGCGACUGUUGCUGCACUUGUUGGGCAGCAUUUGGUGAGGAAGCUAAUUGCCAUAUUAGGGAGAGCUUCAAUCAUCAUUUUCAUCCUUGCUCUCACAGUUUUUGUGAGUGGAAUAUCACUAGGUGGAACAGGAAUAGCAAAUCUGAUUAAAAGGCUUGAAAAUAAGGAAUACAUGGGGUUUGGAAACCUGUGUGAGUACAGGGUUAGGAAUUGA